Paramacrobiotus metropolitanus is the source of this 629-nucleotide messenger RNA. RefSeq lists its product as uncharacterized. The transcript has 2 exons. The coding region runs from base 38 to 373 and encodes 111 amino acids. The record is from RefSeq and is a predicted model, not a curated record. NCBI's taxonomy places the organism in Eukaryota, Metazoa, Tardigrada, Eutardigrada, Parachela, Macrobiotidae.
GCAAGUGCUAAAUUAAAGCGUGCCAACCAUUUCCGACAUGCACACCGCAAUCCUAGGAGUGCUUUUAUUGAUGGCGGGAGUAGCGUUGUGCGCUUCCCCAACGCAGAAGAAAUGCCUGGUGUUCGGACCUAUGACUUUACCCAAUGGGAAGGCAAUCCAGGGAACGCGCAAUGUGGGCGGCUGCACGUGCAAGGAGGCUUACAAGGAGGAGUUUGACCCACGAAUUGCGGACAAAGCGUUCCCGCAGUGCAAUGACGACGGGACAUGGCGACCGCGACAGAUGCAGUGGCGAUCGGCGUAUUGCGUGGAUAAGAACGGUAACCAGAUUACCGAAAAGCAAAUCGAGCGUCCUGGGGAGCUGAAAUGCGAUUAAGUUGCACGCCGUUCAUGAACCACUCCGUAGACCGAUCUAAUUUGAUGCCGUCUGCGGCAACUUCAGAAGAUAUCCUAAACAAUAUUUAAUGCAAUAACAUUGCUGAUCAGUGUGUUUAAAAAUUUGGAUGAGUCCUAAUUUGGUUGCUUAUUUUGAUUAUGGAUGCCGAAUGUUUACUCAAUAACAAUAAAUUUUUUCUGUUUGGGCGGUGGAGUUGGUGACAGCGCUACGAAAUUUCAUCCUGAAUACUGUUAAU